This is a messenger RNA of Ooceraea biroi (clonal raider ant), 4298 nucleotides long. RefSeq lists its product as uncharacterized. Gene Ontology annotation, molecular function: protein-membrane adaptor activity. Gene Ontology annotation, cellular component: meiotic nuclear membrane microtubule tethering complex; nuclear envelope. The record is from RefSeq and is a predicted model, not a curated record. Lineage: Eukaryota; Metazoa; Arthropoda; Insecta; Hymenoptera; Formicidae.
CUAUAAAUAGCAGUGCGCUCGCUGGUGGACGCGCGCAUAUUACCUCUCCGAGACGUCGUGACGUCGAUGCGGCGGGCUACGGCGGGUCGACGAUGCUCGGUCGAUCUUCACGUGAGCGAUAACCGCGUCGGAGAGUAGCAGCGUGAUCAGCAAGAUCACUGCGGUCGGAGUGCGCGCACGCCGUAGACGCGGUCUCCACGUCGCCGAAAACGGUCGACGAGCCACGGCCGCGUGUUAUCUUCGCGCGUGGAAACCAGCCCGAACGAGAGAGAGAGAGAGAGAGAUAAGUGUUCCCGGAGAGGUCGUGUAAAUGCGCGCAUGAGGGAGGACUGAAAAUAGGAGUCCAACGGGAAGGAUCGCGGAGUUGUCCUUCAGGGAGGGGACUAUUUUUAGCCGUAGUUGGGAAUGUGUUCGCCGACAGUCCUCGUACCUCUUUUCUCCAAAAGCGACCGAUAACCCUCGGCGGCCAGUAACUCCUUGCGAGAGCGCAACUAGACUUUAGGGUCACCACGAGGCACUCCACUCGAAUUUCCUGACGUUUUGUAAUAUCCUGUUGUCCAGCAGGAGGAUGGAGAACGAGCAGCAUCACUAUGAGCUGCGCAGCAGGAGCAGGUCCCGCUCGCAUACCCCCAUGAUCCUCAGUCCUCCGUUACCGGAGCCGGAGGUAGCGGAGCAUCACUAUGAUCUCAGAAGCAGGAGCCGGGAGAGGUCUCACACACCUGGAGAAGUAACGAGUAGCCGGAGAUCUGGCUCUAGAUCGUUAACUGGAAGUAGCAAUAAAAUGCAUGAGAAGAAUAUGGAAACGAUAGACGAAAGUAAGGAGGGCUCGGUGACAGAGAGUUUAACAGAUACUCAGAGUACAAAAUCCGAGAGUUCUACCACAAUGACCACAAAACGGCCAGAACGACGCUCGGAGCGUCAGAGAGCCAAGAGGCAAAUAUUUGUCAACGGUCAGAGUGAAAGCAAAGAAGACGUGACUAACCAGAAAGCCGAGCGAAAGCGCAAAAGUGUUACACCACACAGAAUACUUAGCAAUGAUUACUCUUCAUCUGAAGAGGGAGAAAGGAAGGAUACUUCAGGCAGAUCAGUUUAUGAAAUUUACAAGCAGGCUGGUGAAUGGUGGAAUGUUUUCCCAAAGACAGAUUAUACGUAUUCAAAGGCAUCACGAUGUCGUUAUGAGAUCGCGCCAGGCAUUUUGGCAAUGCCAAACAUGUCACGGCGGUCAAUACGCGCGAAUGGUAACGACAACAAUACAAUACCUCAAAACAUUCAGCCAAGUUCGAGUCAGAUGUCACGAGGAGCAACGGAAAGUGGAAUAAGUGAUAUAGAUACUACAGAUACAAGCUCGUUAUUUCGGACACCUGUGGAUAAUUAUAAUACACAACGUGCACAAAUGUAUUCUACAGCAAAAACGAUGGUAUACAAAAGAAUGCACGUAGAACAGCACACCAGUCAGACGAAAAUGGUCUAUUCGGACGAUGAAUAUCCUGUAGAUGAGUGGUUAAGGUAUCCGUACUCGGGUGGUCCUGUAACAUAUGCUGAGAGAUAUGGGUUGUCCCAACACGAAUCUGACAAUGAGUUGAAUGAGACAUUUGAAACGUUACAACUCAAGACUAACCAAAGGUGGAGAAUCGUGCAGUGGUUUACGUAUUUUGUACAUUUCAUCGUUUUCCUCGUUGUUGCUCCAUUUAAGAAAAUUGUGGAGUUCUUCAAGUUGAGAAAACAAACGACGGAAAGAAGAAUGGAAUAUCACGAUACAACAGUUCAAUUAUCUGACAAUGCAACCAAACGCAGAACAAUGUUGCAAUUUUUGGAUCAUUGGUCGAACAGCCUGUACUUUCUCUACGUUAGAGUGCUGAUACUUGACGACUGUUUGCUGAGUCGACUUACCCGCGUUAGGGAGCGUCUGCCAGAGAGAAAACAUUCGAGGAUUCUUUUGAUCACGGUGUUACCGCUUCUUCUUGUGCUUGGCGGCUGGUACGCAGCACGACACCUGUUUCCUGACGUUAAAACUGCGUUACACGACAUGAACCAAGGAUUACCUUACAUAUAUUGGAACAACAAUGAGAUUGAAAAUGUCGAACAAAAAGUGACUGAACAAGCUUGGUACAAAGAUGAUUUACUCCGCAGGAUAGAAGCGCUCGAGAAAGAACGGACAUAUCGAAUGGAAUAUCUUAUGAAUAUUACUCAGCUUUUGGAAGAACGUAAGCAAAACGACAUCGAAUUCAAGAAUGAAUACAAUGAUAAACUUGCUAACGUGGAGAAUAAAUUGGAUGAUAAUGAACUAAAGAAUACAGUAUUCACUGAGCUCAAGAUUAUCAAACACGAAUUCGAGAAGUUACACGAACUCUAUUCCGAAUUAAAAUCUUGCUGCAAGUCUAACGCGGAAGCUUUCACGGAACAGACAAUAGAAAAGCAUGUGGAAAAAAUUUUAUCAAGUUAUUUCCCUGGAAUUUCGAAAUCAGAUCUAAUGAAGAUCAAUCAGAAAUUGCUUGCACUUCAGAACAAAGAAGAUCAGGGAGUCUUCAAUAAUGAUGUUGGCAACAUAGAAGCGCUGGAUGAACGUAUGCGCAAGAUAGUGAAAGACAUUCUGCGGGUAUACGAUGCAGACAAAACGAAUCAAGUAGAUUACGCUUUGGAAUCAGCAGGCGGGCAGAUUAUUAACACGCGGUGCACUCAGAGAUAUGACAUAAAAUCGAAAGCGUUCAGUCUGUUUGGAUUCACGUUGUAUUAUGAAAGCAAUAAUCCGCGGACUGUAAUACAGAGGAAUCCAAUACAACCUGGCGCUUGCUGGGCCUUCCAAGAUUUCCCUGGCUACCUUGUAAUACAAUUACGAUGCUUUAUUUAUGUAACCGGUUUCACUCUGGAGCACGUCCCUAGAUCGAUCCUGCCAAACGAGAACAUGUCGAGUGCGCCCAAGAAGUUCAACGUCUGGGGACUAAGAAACGAGACUGAUCCGGAGCCACUAAUACUUGGCGAGUACGAAUUCGUAAUUUCUGAUGACAGCUUACAGUAUUUUCCAGUCCAGAACACAGAGAUCAAUAGACCGUUUGAGUACGUGGAAUUGAGGAUACACAGCAAUCAUGGGCAGCUGGACUACACGUGUUUAUACAGAUUCCGCGUUCAUGGAAGACCGGCUUAGGGAUUAAUCGAAUAUCAAAGGUUCCUCUUUACAAGAUGUUCACGUGGUCAUUCAAGCAAUAAUGAAUGCGCCACACUUCUCUGAAAUGUGCCUUCAACUGCAACUGCUGUUAAUAGAAAGCCCAAUCGGUGAAUUGAUAUAAUAUAUAAUUUAAAAUAUUUUAUCCCUACAGCAAUAUUUACUGGACGCGUGAUGGGGAAAGCCACCAAUCGGCAUGAUUUAUUGUAGCACCGUGAUUAUAUAUUGUGAAUAGAUCGAUUAUUUAAUGUUUUGCUAAUAGAUUUUCUAUGAUUGAGGAACAAGAAUAGUUUUGUAAAGUUCAUCGAAAAGAUUAAUUUUUUUAAAGAUUAAUCUUUAAAACUUAGAACUUUACAAAACUAUUCUUGUUCCUUAAUUAUAGAACUAUUAGCAAAACAUUAAAUAAUCGAUCUAUUCACAUUCACAAUAUAAUUACGAUGCUACAAUAAAUCACGCCGAUUGGUGGCUUCCCCCGUCACGCGUCCAGUAAAUAUUGCCGUAGGGAUAAAAUAUUUUAAAUUAUAUAUUAUAUUAUCAAUGAUAACGUAACAUUGAUUCGGCAGCGUUACGUGUAAGACUGACACUCCAAAAGUUACCCCAAAGCUGAGUGUGAAUCAUAAUAUUUGUAAUAACGCUACAGUACAAAUUGUAAAAACAAACAUAACGAUUAACUAGUUGAAUAAUUAUGGUUAAGUAACAAAAAAUUGAUUAAUUUCUAGGUUUAAGCAAGUCAAUGUUCUCCGCUAGGAGGAGGAACGCUUUUCUAAAGAUUUGAUAAUACACAUUAGGCACUAGCAUGCCAUUCAAUACCACAUGUGUAUAUAAAGUUUUUAAUACGUUUGCAGCGUCCGUUCUCUUCCGUUCUAGUUUGUCUAGUUUUAACGAAAUUUUAUCAAUAUUUGCGGGUGUUUUAGGUCGCGAUGCGUGUAUUCUCGACGCCUAAUUUCGAAGCGAACGCACAUGCUUUUGCUUUGCGGUACUUAUCGUAACAGUGACACUGGUCGAGUUGCCUUAACGUUCUCGACCUUCGUCACGUCGAAAUGCACUCGUGCAGUCGUGUCUGCGUUUUUAUCAUCACCGUACGUGUUAAUAGAUUUUUACAUUUGCAAAUAAAAAAGCAACCGCGUUUUAUUCACAA